GGUAUUCCAUGUUUUAAUGGAUACACAAAGCAGAACUUUCUUUUAAAAGCAUAUCUUACUCAUUGCACUGGGGAUAUACCAGCGAUAAGCAAAUGUCUUAAUUUAGCUGGUCAUAAUGCUUACAAAGGUUGCCGAUUCUGUAAUUUACUUGGGAUAUAUAGUACAGUUAACCGGCAUAUAUAUUUUCCAUUAAAUAAACAGUGCAAAAAUUUGGUACUUAGAACACAUGAAGAAACAAAACAUAUUAUCAAUCAAUUAUCAUUGGAAACUAAUAAAUCAAGAAAAGAAUUAAUUAUAAAAGAUACGGGAAUUAAGGGUGCAAAUUUAUUAUUUAAAUUAAAAGGAAUUGAAUUUCCUUGGUCUUUCCCCAUAGAUAUAAUGCAUCUAUAUUUCGAAAAUGUAGCUCCGCUUAUGUAUUUACAUUGGUCUGGUGGGUUUUUUAAAGAUAAUAAACAUGAUGACAACUCCUAUAAUUUAACAAAAAAAGAGUUAGAAUAUAUUGGAAAUUUGAUGAAAGAAAGUAAAAAAUGCCUUCCUCUUGAAAUUGGUCAAGCUCCUAGAGACAUAUCAAAAUAUCAUACUGGAUUUAAAGCUAUUGAAUGGCGUAAUUGGAUUGAGUUAUUUUCGGUCCCACUUUUAAAAGAUAUUUUUAUUGAUAAGUAA
Rhizophagus irregularis DAOM 181602=DAOM 197198 is the source of this 663-nucleotide messenger RNA. The record is from RefSeq and is a predicted model, not a curated record. NCBI's taxonomy places the organism in Eukaryota, Fungi, Glomeromycota, Glomeromycetes, Glomerales, Glomeraceae.